AUGCCUCUCUGUACACUCCACCUCCUCGCCCUCCACAGCACUACACCUAAUCCCAUAUUGACCUUUCUCUCCACAUUGAAGUCUACGAACAUACCAACGCUCGUCAUUUCACGCGUUAUACGUUGGAUCAUUCUUCCCUCAAAGCUUUCAACCGAACACCUACUCGCUCGAAACAUCCACUGGGAUCUUCUGCUCAUCUUACCCAGUACCGAUGCUCUCCCGUCAGAACUCGAGAAACUAGUUCACCACCACUGGAGCGUAACUGCAGGUGUACCAUCUCGUCUAGUUCAGGACUUUUCAUCAAAGAACGACAAGCUACUGCACCCGGACCCGAGUUCUGUCCCCAAAGUCCAAGCGCAGAAGCACAGCAAAACCACCGAGUCAAGUCAAAGCCUAGAACUCAGCGAUGAGCUUAACAAAUGGAUUGAGACCUUCGCCAGCAGUGGCGCUAAAGAAGGCAAAGGUGCAGUAUCAAUGUUCAACCUCCUCGCCUUCAAUCCCGGGAUGAAAGAAGAGUAUCUAAAAUACGGUGCCGCAUUCGCCAAAUCCAUCGGCUCUAAGCACGGCGGCAAUGCGAAGAUCGUCGGAAACGCGACACACGUCAACGGUGCGGCUAUUACCAAGUCCUCGAACAGCAGUGUCGGUGUCAAUGGUGAAGUGGGUGGAGGAAAAGAUGACUGGGACGAGAUUGCGCUGGCGCAUUAUCCUAGUAUCUUGCACUUUAGGGAUAUGUUGGCGAGUGAGGAUUAUCAGGAGGUCAACCAUCGGCAUCGCGUGCCGAGUUUGAGGGAUACUUGUAUUCUUAUGACUAGUGAGAUUGCGAUUGAAGAGUUGAUGAGGGAGGGUAAAGGUGGAUCAAAGCUUUGA
Messenger RNA from Alternaria atra, 867 nucleotides. RefSeq lists its product as uncharacterized. The coding region runs from base 1 to 867 and encodes 288 amino acids. NCBI's taxonomy places the organism in Eukaryota, Fungi, Ascomycota, Dothideomycetes, Pleosporales, Pleosporaceae. The transcript has a single exon. The record is from RefSeq and is a predicted model, not a curated record.